This is a messenger RNA of Equus quagga, 4190 nucleotides long. RefSeq names its product glutathione S-transferase omega-2. The coding region runs from base 1411 to 2166 and encodes 251 amino acids. Gene Ontology annotation, molecular function: glutathione transferase activity; glutathione dehydrogenase (ascorbate) activity. The transcript has 7 exons. Gene Ontology annotation, cellular component: cytoplasm. The record is from RefSeq and is a predicted model, not a curated record. Gene Ontology annotation, biological process: L-ascorbic acid metabolic process; glutathione metabolic process. NCBI's taxonomy places the organism in Eukaryota, Metazoa, Chordata, Mammalia, Perissodactyla, Equidae.
UGUUGAAAACCUCUAAAUCAUCAUCUCCAGUGAGAGUUGAGAGUUCAAUAUAGAUUUCUAACUGUCCAUAGGACAUUUCCACUUGGAUACCCUGUUAUCAUUUCAAGAGAUGCCCUUUCAAGUUUGUCUUCUGCGUUCUGCAUCAAGAAACUUUCAAUUCCUCAUUCUUUCCUUCCCAUCAUCAACUUAAUUUCACUACCUUUCUUAACCCCGUUGUCACCACUGAAGACCAGACCCACAUCACCUCAAAGCCAGGUGACUAGGUGGCCUCCCAUUUGGUCUCCCAGUCUCCAAUCUCUAUCCCCCUCAAAUCCUUCCUACCAAAUCCCACGGUGGGCACACGGUAUGGGCACUGUCAAUACAGCACGUAAGGCCGGAUGAGUAAUUCAGAAAUAUUAAUGCCAUCUUCCAUACACUUCUAUAGCCCAUUGGGCUUCUAACUAUCUAAUUUUUAUCAUCGAAUCACAUCCAUCAGAAGAAGGCAGGUCGGAGAGCAUCAUUUCAUUCUACAGAUGAUUCAACUAAGGUCCCAAGACUGAGUAAACCCUUAAGAUGCUGGCAGAAAGGACCUGCAGAACACACCCAGCACAGUGCUCUUACUAUAGAAUAGGGGGCUGUCGACCCGCCCAAGACAGGCUGGUUUCCUGUACUUACUCUUACACAUAAGAGCGCAUAACAAUCACCUAAGGCUCACUGCCGGAUUUCAGAUCAGUAGGUCCGGGGUGGGCCGGGAAAUCCAUAUUUGAAAUGAACCCCCCGCCGCAUGGUGAUGCAGGCGAUGCGAGGGCCGCACCCUGAGAGGCAGCUGAGAACGAGCUGACUUCACAAACAGCCUCCUGCCGCCCACUGUCGGCCGCACCAACGCCCAGGCUCCGGGCGGACACAUCUCCGCCGCCGUCAGCCUGCCCCACACUCCAGGCCCGGGUCGGCGGCAGGCUGACUCUAGUCGGACAAGAGCAGGGCACCGAAGUGCACAGCCACCCACCAGUUGGCUUCCACUUUGGCCAGCCACAGACACGGGUGGGGACUGGCGGCUACUGUAGCCAGGAGCUUGUAACGAAGCCGCCCAUUGGCUCACUCGGCAUUACUUGGCCCGAGCGCUUCCAAAGGCUUCGAGGAUUGGCUGAGGCUCUCGGCGCCGCGGCCAGUUGGCGGGUAGGAUUCUAAGGGGCGGGUUCUGCUUGGGCCCCGCCUCCCCCUGCGGCCACCGCCUCUCCACUUCCGCUUCCUUGCGCCCCAGCGACAGAAGUGUUAAGGGGCGUCUCUCCCUUUGCCACCACCGGCUGGGUGUGUCAGACCUGUGCUGCUUUGAAGGGAAGAGUGGUUUGAGAGCCCAGUCACUCAAAAAUUGAAUUUGGGGCAGGAGGCCCGCGCCUGAGCGCAGCCGUCCGUGGCUGCGAGCCCUGGCUGAUGCGCAGACGCCUGGAGAGCAUGGCUGAGGAUGCGACCAGAGCCUUGGGGAAAGGAAGCCUCCCCCCAGGGCCGGUCCCAGAGGGCCUGAUCCGCAUCUACAGCAUGCGGUUCUGCCCCUACUCGCACAGGACGCGCCUCAUCCUCCAGGCCAAAGGCAUCAGACAUGAAGUUAUCAACAUUAACCUGAAAAACAAGCCUGAAUGGUACUACACAAAGCAUCCUUUUGGCCAGAUUCCUGUCCUGGAGAACAGCAAACAUCAACUGAUCUACGAGUCUGUCAUCGCCUGUGAGUACCUGGAUGAUGCUUAUCCCGGCAGGAAGCUGUAUCCCUUCGACCCUUAUGAGCGAGCUCGCCAAAAGAUGUUAUUGGAGCUGUUCUAUAAGGUGCCACAUUUGACCAAGGAGUGUCUGGUAGCCUUCAGAUGCGGGAGAGAAUGCACCGAUCUGAAGCUAGCCCUGCGUCAAGAAUUCUGCAACCUCGAAGAGAUUCUUGGCUAUCAGAACACCGUCUUCUUUGGUGGAGACUGUAUAUCCAUGAUUGAUUACCUCUUUUGGCCCUGGUUUGAGCGGCUGGAUGUAUAUGGAAUAGCCGACUGUGUGAGCCACACCCCGGCCCUUCGGCUCUGGAUCGCAGCCAUGAAGCAGGACCCUGCAGUGUGUGCUCUUCUCACAGAUAAGAACAUUUUCCUGGGCUUCUUGAAUCUCUAUUUUCAGAACAACCCCGACGCCUUUGACUAUGGGCUAAGCUGCUGAGGCUCACAGUCCACCCCUUCACCAGCCAGAAUUCCCAAGCUCAUCACAAUGCUGCGUCAGGAAUUGUUUUGGUGGGUCAAUAAAUCUCUGUUCAUUUUCUUUGAAGUUCCCAAUAAACAUGGAGACAGAAAAUGUAUGCUUUCUGAUAAUCAUUUGUAUGAGUCUUCUAGCCCAUAGCUUCUAAAGACUCUCUAGAAGUCUCUAGUGCCCGGUGCUAACGUCCAAGCACAUUUUGGGAUCCUGUGUGCCUGCGGGUUCCUUGGCCUUUUCCCCAGUUUGACCUCCAGAUUGUUAGUGCUGAUGCCGAGGUUCCAGGUCUACCCAUCCCUGAUGUUUGUCACCACAGAUUGGCACCCCCACAAGCUCCCAGGAGAGAGGAAAGUUAGAGAAGGGAGGGAAGAAGAAAACACUCCAAGUCAAAAUAUCCUCCAUCUGGCAAACGAAAGCUGCGGUCCUCAUGGGCGUGCACGAGUAUCACUCUCACUCAGGCUUUGGCUGUGGGCCUGGGAGACACCGAGGGUCUUGUGACUGAAAGAAUUCCAAAGCAGGAAACGAAACACCCGUUAUCACCCUGGACUAAGUACGUCAGAAUUUCACCGGUGCUGUCAGGGCUCAGGAUGGCUCACAAUGUUCCCUAGCCGACAUCCUGCCUUAAAAAAACACACACACUCCAAACCGAGUCUCAGGCAAAGGUCACUCUGUUGGAUUUGCGUCACACGCUCUUUCAGUUCGUCCCAACAGAUGCCUCUGGUUGCCUGUGUGCACCAAGCCCUGGGCCAUGGAGGGCAUAAAGGUGACAAAGAUGACACCCAGGAGGCCCUGAUCUCUCCGCUUGUCUUGGUUGCGGUUUUAAGCCUAGUGCUUUGGAGGCGCUCGUCUUGCAGCAGGAAUGCAUCCCUCGGCCAGCCAUGGCAUCUCCGCAGGCUCGGCCCGGCAGUGCCCACCACUGAAGAUGGACAGGUCUGUCCAAUGCCAUUUUAUCUCGGAGUCUAGGGAUCAGCCUGUGACCAUUUCAGCUUUGUUCACACCAAAUCCUUUCCUGGACUCUAGCCAUGCUGAGAGACCAGGGAUGGCCGUGGUGAUGUUUUGACUUGUCCGUGCCCACAGAGAAGCUGUUUGCUGCCCCUACUUCUGACUCAGCCCAAACCAGGGCCAUUUCCCCCCAUGUCUCAGCCCGCCCGGCCAUCUGCUGCCUCUGGUGGAUUUUGACUCAUGUAAAUAGUUACCAGUGUGACUCCAUGCCAUUUGGACAGACACAAGCCUGCUUGGGGAGGUGGCCUGGUCUGCCAGAACAGGCACUGCCUGACAGGGGCAGUCUGCUGUGCCGUCUGCUCAGGAUAGGGCAUCCUGUUGCUGUGGCGCCCGGGCCAAUGCAGAGUGAAGUCAUAUUUCCCUGGGAUCUUUGCUCGACCCCUGUGGCCUCUCCUAGGACUUGGGGACAGAUGGGUCUUUGCAGGUGUAAACCCUGUGUGCUGGUGAGUCUUUGGCAUGGGACCAAAAUUGCUGUUGACACAACAGAUAACAGCGUGUUUCCAGAUGGCCACACCAAAGAUGCUCUCUUUAGGGGCUCCUCACACUAACUUAGAAAGCUUGAAGAACCAGGAAAUAAAGGAUGGAGAAAAGUGCUCAUGGGGAAAGGUUGCAGGCUGGUGGCCUGUAGCCCAGUUUAGGAUUUGAAUGCCUUUCGGCAAGGUGUGCUCUCUGCAAUUUGCCAGGACCACCUGCACUGCUUCCAUGUCUUCCUUCUCACUCGCUUAUGUCACCUGUCCGACCCACAGAGGUCUCUGAGUUGUCAGCCUCUGGAUGAAACUAGAAGGAUUUAGCCUAGAGAAAAGGAGCAAUUAAAUAAUGCUUCAUGAGGAGCUUUCAAAAUAGCACUUCUUUCAUUAGCGGGGCAGAAAUAAUACAUCAGGCUUAAAAAAAUACAACAGUGAGGAGCCGACCCUGUGGCCAAGUGGUUAAGUUCACGCGCUCUGCUUCGGUGGCCCAGGGUUUCUCUGGUUUGGAUCCUGGGUACGGACCUA